Messenger RNA from Xyrauchen texanus (razorback sucker), 2098 nucleotides. RefSeq names its product ras-related protein Rab-25-like. Gene Ontology annotation, cellular component: recycling endosome. Lineage: Eukaryota; Metazoa; Chordata; Actinopteri; Cypriniformes; Catostomidae. Gene Ontology annotation, biological process: exocytosis. The record is from RefSeq and is a predicted model, not a curated record. The transcript is spliced from 5 exons. Gene Ontology annotation, molecular function: GTPase activity; GTP binding. The coding region runs from base 100 to 735 and encodes 211 amino acids.
GCCAGCCUUGGUAAUCCCGUUGGGAUUGGUUGUGAUCUUGACUCAUGCAGUAUUAAUCUAAGUCUUUUAGAAAAAGGAUAUACUUUCAGGAGUGAGAAUAUGGGGUCUGAUGAGGCCUACAACUUUGUUUUCAAAGUGGUUUUGAUUGGUGAAUCUGGCGUAGGCAAGAGCAACUUGCUAUCCCGUUUCACUAAGAAUGACUUUAGCCAUGACAGCCGCACAACCAUCGGAGUGGAGUUCAGUACAAGGACUGUGCAGCUGAAUGGUCUCACCAUCAAAGCUCAGAUCUGGGACACUGCUGGACUGGAGCGGUAUAGGGCCAUCACCUCAGCAUAUUAUCGAGGAGCAGUUGGAGCUCUACUAGUCUAUGACAUUUCAAAGCAUUUGACCUAUGAAAGUGCUGAGCGUUGGCUGAAGGAACUCUAUGAUCAUGCAGAUCCUCAUAUUGUAGUGAUGAUCGUGGGCAACAAAACAGACUUGGCAGCAGUACGAUCCGUUCCAACAGAGGAUGCAAAAGACUUUGCAGAAAAGAAUGGUCUUCUGUUCAUGGAAACUUCAGCUUUGGAGUCAACAAAUGUUGAGGCAGCAUUCAACACUGUCCUUACAGAAAUCCAUAAAAAAGUGAGCAGCAAAGAGGUGACUCGAGGGUCCAUCAAUGCUGUGACGUUGUCCCAACCCAAAGCGCCAACAGCUGAUGCACAAGAGGAAAAGAAGCCCUGUUGUAAGAAUAUGUGAUGGAACAUUCCAGAUGGUGGGACAUUCCAGUGUCUUGAUGAAGUUGCAAAAUUCAGUGUGUAGACUGAGAACCACCAGUUCUUGAUUAGAAAGAACCAGCGUGAUAAAAAGUGAAAGAAACUAAAUCUGACUGACAUAGCCAUAUUUGUAUUUUUAAAUAUUAUUUUAUAAUUAAAAGGCAUUUUUAAAAGCUUGUCAGGUGUGACAAGAAAAAAAUACAUUUUGUUUCAUUUAAAAGUAUUUUCCCCAUGUUCCUUCUCAUUUCUUUGCAUAGCAAAGACAUUUGCUUCUGUUGAUAUUAUUUAUGAGAUUUCAUGCCAAAAGUUCCACAUCAUACUUUGUUAUUAUUGUAAGUGCAUCAAUGGAUGCAGGAAAAAUAAAGAAUUUUAUUAGUAAGAUAAAGGGACAUUUUUUGUUUGUUUGUUUUCAUUUACAUGCUCAUUAACACAUUUUGUGUUAAAUUGUAUUCAUUGAACACACCUAUGCAGAUUUGAGCAUAAAGGAUACACCACAUUCUGUGAAAAUAAUAAUUUGUGUUAAUUUUUAAACUAAUCAGCACUAAAUCAACAUUGUGCUAUUACAAUAUCUCUCUUUCUUUCUCUCUCAUAUAUAUAUAUAUAUAUAUAUAUAUAUAUAUAUAUAUAUACACACACACACACACAAUUUUCUUUGCAAUUCUUCCCAUAAGUCCUGCACCCCUGAGUCUUCUCUUUACUGUUGUACAUGAAACUGGUGUUGAGCGGGUAGAAUUCAAUGAAGCUGUCAGCGGAGGACAUGUGAGGCGUCUAUUUCUCAAACUAGAGACUCUGAUGUACUUAUCCUCUUGUUCAGUUGUACAUCUGACCUUCCACAUCUCUUUCUGUCCUUGUUAGAGACAGUUGUCCUUUGUCUUUGAAGACUGUAGUGUACACCUUUGUGUGAAAUCUUUCAAGCAAUUUCAAGCAUUGUAUAACCUUCAUUCCUCAAAACAAUGAUUGACUGACGAGUUUCUAGAGAUGCCAUGUUUGGCCUAAUAUUGACAUUAAGACAUGCCAGUCUAUUGCAUACUGUGGCAACUCAAAAACAAACACAAAGACAAUGAUAAGCUUCAUUUAACAAAUCACAUAUCUUUCAACUGUGCUUGAUAUAAUGGCAAGUGAUUUUCUAGUAACAAAUUUGCUAUUUAGCAUGAUUAAUCAAGGAUAAGGUGUUGGAGUGAUGGCUGCAGGAAAUGGGGCCUGUCUAGAUUUGAUAAAAAAAUUACCUUUUGUUUUGUUUUUUUCAAAUAGUGAUGGUGCUGUUUUUCACAUCAGUAAUGUCUUGACUAUACUUUGUGAUCAGUUGAAUGCCACUUUGGUGAAUUAAAGUACCAAUUUCCCUCCAA